Penicillium atrosanguineum is the source of this 1599-nucleotide messenger RNA. RefSeq lists its product as uncharacterized. The coding region runs from base 1 to 1599 and encodes 532 amino acids. The record is from RefSeq and is a predicted model, not a curated record. The transcript has a single exon. Lineage: Eukaryota; Fungi; Ascomycota; Eurotiomycetes; Eurotiales; Aspergillaceae.
AUGUCUGGCAUCAUCAACAAGGUCAAGGACGUUAUCGCCGAGCACAAGGAGGAGAAGGCCGAGCAGAAGGCCGAGCAGACUGGCACCACCCACACUGGCACUACCCACACUGGCACUACCCACAACUCCCACCAAUCCUCCAACUAUGGCCCUCAUGAUAGUAAUAUCACAAACGCUGCCGACCCUCGGGUUGAUAGCGACCGCUCCAAGUACAACACCUCUUCCACUACUGGCCCUACCUCUACCGGUGCCGGUUUGACUGGUGCUAGCCACACCACCCACGGUACCACCGGCUCCUCCAACUAUGGUCCUCAUGACAGCAACGUUGCCAACGCUGCCGAUCCCCGUGUCGACAGCGACCGCUCUGCCUACAACACCACUGGCCACCACUCCGGUGCUGGCAUGACCGGCGCUGGUAUGACCGGUGCCGGUUUGACUGGUGCUAGCCACAACACCCACAGCACCACCGGCUCCUCCAACUACGGUCCUCAUGGCAGCAACGUUGCCAACGCUGCCGACCCCCGUGUCGACAGUGACCUUUCCAGCCGCCACGGUACUACUGGCUACAACACUUCUUCGACUGGCCACCACUCCAAUGCCGGUAUGGCUGGUACUGGACUGGCAGGCGCUGGUGUCGCCGGCGCCGGCCUGGCUGGUGCUCACCACAACACCCACAACACCCACAACACCACGGGUUCCUCCAACUAUGGUCCUCACAGCAGCAACGUUGCCAACGCUGCCGACCCCCGUGUCGACAGCGACCGCUCCGCGUAUAACACCACUGGCCACCACUCCGGUGCUGGUAUGACUGGUGCUGGUUUGACUGGUACUAGCCACAACACCCACAGUACCGCCGUCCCUACCUCUACUGGUGCCGGUUUGACUGGUGCUAGCCACACCACCCACGGUACCACCGGAUCAUCCAACUAUGGUCCUCAUGGCAGCAACGUUGCCAACGCUGCCGACCCCCGCGUGGACAGUGACCUUUCCAGCCGUCACGGUACUACUGGCCACCACUCCAAUGCUGGUAUGGCUGGUACUGGACUGGCUGGCGCUGGUGUCGCCGGCGCCGGCCUGGCUGGUGCUCACCACAACACACACAGCACCACGGGUUCCUCCAACUAUGGCCCUCACAGCAGCAACGUUGCCAACACUGCCGACCCCCGCGUGGACAGUGACCUCUCCAACCGCCACGGCAGCACCGGUGUUGCUUCAACUCACUCCUAUGCCACCGGCCCUGCCUCCUCCACCGCUGGUCCCCAUGAGAGCAACCUGGCCAACAAGGUCGAUCCUCGUGUCGACAGUGACCUGAGCAAGCAAAAGACUCACCACUCCAGCAUGAGCGAUGAGAUGCACACGGGCGGCAACCCCAACACUACCACAAAGUCCUUUGAGCAGGCCCAGAAGACUGCUGGUGUCAACCCUCAUGUCGGCAGUGUCAGCUCUGGUGCUGGUGCUGGUAGCAGCUACAACCAGCACGGUAGCGUUGGAACUAGCACCAACGCGGGUCCCCACAACAGCAGCGUUGGUAACAAGAUGGAUCCUCGCGUGGACUCUGACCUUGACAACUCUGCUAGCAUUGGCCACCAGCGUGUCUAG